Funneliformis caledonium is the source of this 392-nucleotide messenger RNA. The record is from the annotation of a GenBank genome assembly. Lineage: Eukaryota; Fungi; Glomeromycota; Glomeromycetes; Glomerales; Glomeraceae.
AACCCAUUAUUUGGCAAUUAAUUGCAACUUAUCAGGGCAAAGUAAACGAAAGAUUUUGGAAGAGGAUAGCCCAUAGACUUGGUGGCUGUGGCUAUGCGCCACAUACGAACUCAACCCUAAAUGGAUGGAUAACCGCUUUCUUACCAUACGAUCGACAUGGAAAUGCGUUGAUAGGAAGUUCCAUCGAUGAGUGCGAUUUACCUGACGGAAAGGUUGUCAUCCCAUUUAAUGUAAAAGGAUAUACAUCCUUAAAACUAAUAUCGGGAUUUUUAGGGGUUAGGCAAGAUAUUAUCGAAGAGAGCGGAGAAUUAGUGGUAUCUCCGGUUAUUGGAUGGGCGGUUGUUGAAGAUAAAAGUAAGACCAAGCCACGCUUUUGGAAGUUUUUUCAAUAG